AUGUUUGGUAAAGAUUUGACAACAGUUGGUAAUUUCAUAAUGGAAUCAGGUGAACUAUCUAACUCCAUGUCAAUGGUGUUAAUUAGUCUAAUACCGAAAAAAUCAAAUUCUACAAAAAUACAAGACCUUAAACCAAUCUCCCUAAUUAAUGUUACUAUAAGACUACUUAGUUCAUGGAAAGAAAAAGCUUUACAAAAGGUUAUUAGAAAACUCAUUAAUAAAAAACAACCAAGAGGAACUAGGCAAAGGAAUCCCUUGAGUCCUUUAUUAUUCAAUAUUUGUUUGGAAAUGUUGUUGCAAAGCUUGGAUGAGAAGUUGGAAGGGUUUCACCUAAAUGACAUACUAGGCAAGGGUGAUCUUGUCUAUGCCGAUGACUUAUUAAUAUUUUUGUCAAAUGAAUCAGAUCAAAGACAAUUCCAGACUUUAAUAAACAAGUUUGAAAUUGAUUCAGGACUUAAGGUAAGUAUAGCAAAAACUACAGUGUUUCAUCGUAUGGGAUUAGACUGUGACAAAAUUUUACCAUAUCAAUAUUCGUUGUUCAAUCAAGAAUAUUAUUAUCAUUUGGGUAUCCCUAUGAAAAUUUCACAAUUAGACUAUAAUCCCUGGAAGGAAUAUUUGAAAAGUAUCAAGUAUCAUAUUAAGUCUAUACCGAUUAUGGAUUUAAACAUUCUACAAAUAACUAAACUUAUGAAUGUUUACGUUUAUAGUAAGUUAUACUAUCGAGACUUGCAUUUUCCAAUGGAAAUUGAAGAUAUGAAACAAAUUGAAUAUACUAUACAACAAAAAACUUCCAGUAAGAAUAGCCAAAUCCAGAUUAGUGGCAGCAAAAAAGAACGGAAGGUUCGGGUUACUAAAUGUACAAAAUCGAGUACUUGGUCGAAGAGCAAAACAAUUAUACAAGAUAUAUGGAAGCUGAAAUCAUAUUUGGAUUAUUGUUUACAAUCUCAUGAGGAGCAACAACAAAAUAUAUUAGAUAUUGAAAACAAGGAGAUCAAUUCGGGGUCUUUUCAUCAUACCUCGAGGAAGAUGGUUUCGAAAGAAGCUUUAAUUCCAAGAAAUUGGUCGCAAUAUGAGGGACUCACGCUUACAAAAUUUGAGUGGCAGAUAUGGUGGCAACGUUUGAACCAUCAUCAAAUUGAACCAUUGGGUAGUCUUGAAUGUUUACAUUUAUUUACACUUGGGUACUAUAAUCACGAGCCAUAUUAUUCACACCAAUCUAGUAAUGAUUCUUGUCGUUUUUGUGAAUAA
Molecule: messenger RNA, 1248 nt
Organism: Lodderomyces pseudojiufengensis
Lineage: Eukaryota; Fungi; Ascomycota; Pichiomycetes; Serinales; Debaryomycetaceae
Exons: 3
Coding region: 1-1248 (415 amino acids)
Source: RefSeq, a predicted model, not a curated record